UUUAAAAUUAAUAAACAAAUUCAUGUUUUCUUUUCGUAGAUGACUUGAUGUUUAUUAUUUUCAAAAAUAAAUUGUAAAUAAAUUUAAAUUUUUUAAAUAUCAAGAAAUCAAAAAUUUGGUAAUGACAUUAAAAUGUAGUGAAAAUAGAAGAUUUCAAUUUUUACAAGAAUACAAAAAACAUGAAUGCCUUUGGAAUCAAAAUUCUACUAAAUAUUGGAAUUACUGUACAAAAAAACAGUCUGUAAAUAAAAUUCUCAAAAAACUUAAUAUUCCAAAAUUAACAGAAUUAAAGUGUCAACAACAAAUAGAAGGAAUAACAAAAAAAAAUAUUUUUUUGAAAAUACUCUCAGAUACAAUAAACAAAAAAUUCUUCAUGGCUUAUAUGAGGGAAAAAUUAAUAAUUCAAAACUUUUGUGAUAUCCAUUAAUGCAAGAUAUGCUGAAAAAAAGUAUUAGUAAUAAGACAAAAGAUAAUUUUAAAUUUACAAUUUGCACAAAUUCAAAUAAAAAUAAGAAAAAGAUAAAUAAAAAGAAAAAAAUAAGAUCAACAUCACCAAUCACUACUACUCAAAUUACAUAUAAUUCAUGUGGACAUAAAAUUGUAAGAAAAAUUGCCCUUCCUGAAGAAAUUAAACACAAGGGAAAAAAAUCGAAGAAAAAAAUAAUGAAUGAUAAAUAUACAAAUUGCGUUCAAUGUCCAAGUUUUGAGAAGAAUUUAUUAAAAGCAUCAAAUGAAGAAAGAGAGACUAAAGAUCCAAAUACUCUUUCACAGCAAUCAAUUUGUGUGAGGGAAAUGAAAAAAAGAAGAGAUAUUUCAAGAUUUUGUGCAACAAAUCCAAAAUCAAUAGAAUGUUCCUCGUGUUGUAAAAAUUCAGAAAAUUUACAUUAUGCAGUUAAUUAUAAUCCAUCAAGAAAUGUGAAUUCUUAUUCAAAUUAUUUUAAUAAAACAAAUAAUUUCGAUUUCUACAAUGAUUUAAAUUACAAGGCUUAUGGUGAUCAACAAAAUAGAUAUCGAACAAAAUAUGUUCAUUGUCCUGGUAGAUUAAAAUCAGCUGAUAAAUUUUUAACUACUUGUGAUGAUAGAAAUGUUAAUUAUUCAAAAACAAUUGAAAACAUUGUUUGUACAAAUAAAAAUUUUGAUUUAUCUCAAGGAGAAGAACCAUCCGAACAAAAUAAAUCAUUUUGUUUAAGAAAUAGAGACGAUUCAUUAAAAUACAAUAAAGAAUUAACAAAUGUAAUUGAUAAAAAUUAUUGUUCCGAUGAUCAGAGAGUGGUGAAAUUUUCUUCAAGAAUAGGAGAUAAAUUUGAAAAUAAUGUAUUCGAUGCUUAUUCUCCAUUUAAAAUUAGUAUUCAAUGUUAUGAGAGAGGAAUGCAUAAUAAGCAAAAAAUAGUGAAUGAAGCUGCAAAUCAAGAAACUCAAACUGCUUUAGAAUUAAAGCAACAAGGAAUUUCAACAGAUGUGAAAAAUUAUUUAUCAAAAGAAAUUCAAUGCACGGGAAUUGCGACACAAUCGAGACAAACUGGAAUUGAUGAUGAAGAUCAUUUGAAGAUGGGAAUAAUUCCAAAAAAAAGUGUUUGUGUUUCAUGCGAUCAAACUGAUGAGAUAAAGGAUGAUUAUUUUCUUCUUAUGCCAGGUGGAAAAUGUGUUAAACUUGCACAGAAAAUAUUUACUAAUGAAAAUUUUGUUCCAUGUCCUGGUGCAAAUAAUGAUGGAAUUUAUGAUGAUGAAUCUUUUUCAAUUUGCACUGAAACAUCUAAUACAACUCAAGAAUCCAGAAUGGUCGAUUCUAAUACAAUGACAACACCCGAAUUAUUAGAAUGUGUUGAAAAAAUAUUGAGAAAUGAUUCCCAAGUUGAAAUACAGGAGAAUUUUGAUUCACAAGUUUCAAGAAAUGAAGAAAUAAAUGACAAUGAAAGUAAAUGUAGAAUUUGCAAGACUAAUCAAGUUGUAGAUGAGAAUUUAAAAUUUUGUUUCGAAAAGCUUUUCAAUAAAAAACUGUCAAAUUCAGAUUGUUUUCCCUGUUUAAAUGAGAAAUUAAAUAAAACCGGCGAUUUGACAAAAAGAAUUUUAUACAUUUUGAAAUAUGCUCUUGAACUGAAUUCAAAUGCUAAAAAUAAUACCAAUGAUUCUAGAUUUAAUUCGAAAAAUACGAAUGAAAUAAUUAAAAAAUUAUGCAAGUGUGUAAAAAAACUAUCAAAUCCUGAAAUAUUAAAACAAACAAAAAGUAAAAAUUCAACAUUAUCACAAAAUAAAGAAAAUAAUAAAGUAUCAAAAAUAAUGUCAACUGAAGAAGAAGAAGAACAAGAAGUGGAAAAUUUUCAUGAAAAUUUGAAAAUAGUUCAAAAAAAUGUUGGAAUUGAAAAACAAACAGAAACAGAUAAUAGACCAAUUACAACUCGAAGUAUGAAUACAUUUAUUGAAGAAUUUCCUGUGGAAAUAAUUCAAACUCUUCUUGAAAGUGAAGGAACAAAUACUGAAUUUAGAAUUCAUAAAGAAAUAGGAACAAAUACAAUUGAAAAAAAAAGAUCACAAGAUGCUUCAACUCAAUCAUAUUCAAAAGAAAAAUGUAUUAAUAAUAAUAAUAAUAAUAAAAAAAUAAAAAUGACAAAUCAAUGUCGAGAGCCUAUUUUAGUGCGAGUAAUUUCAUCAAGUGAUGGACAAAAAGCACAAUUUUCAGAAUAUUCAACGUCUGAAAGUGAUGAUUUCAGAAAAAUUGGCUUUAAACGAGUUUGUUUCAAUGAUAAUUCUCAAUUUCAAGUAUUUAAAAAAGAUUUAAAAAAUUGUGAAGAAAAUUGUUCAAAUAAAGAAUUAACAAAAAUCAGAGACAAGACAAAUUAUAAAGUAAAAAAGAAAAUCGAUAAAAAAUGUAUGGAAAAUUCAAGAAUUCGAAAUUUAGGAAAUAGAAAGAUAUUCUACAAUGAUUUUUUCGAUUAGAAAGAAAGAAAAAUUAAAAUUCUUAUUGUCUACUAUGUCUAAAGUUAAAGUUUUUGUUACAGUAAAAAUAUCAAAUAAAAAUAUAUAAUGUUCAAACUUUAAGAAAAUAAUUAAUAAUUAUUUAAUAAAUAGUAUAUUUUUUGGAAAAAUAUAAUAACUAAACUUAAUAUUACAUG
Leptopilina boulardi is the source of this 3110-nucleotide messenger RNA. RefSeq lists its product as uncharacterized. Bases 427 to 2934 code for a protein of 835 amino acids. Lineage: Eukaryota; Metazoa; Arthropoda; Insecta; Hymenoptera; Figitidae. The record is from RefSeq and is a predicted model, not a curated record. The transcript has 7 exons.